CUCUUCUUCGCUCUGUCUCCGGCUCUCCGCUCUCUCUCUCUCUUCCCCUCCCCGUUCUCCCAUUCUCUCUCUCCUCUCCCGAGUCCCUCCCCCUAUCCCCCCCUCUCCGCCUCCGUCGCUAGGGCUCCAUUCCCCUGCGCAUCCGCCGCCGCCGGAUCCCGCCUCGCCUCCGCCGCAGCUUCGGCAUCAGAAUCACCGGAUUCGGUGGUGUUUCUCGGCUGCCUCAGCUUCCGCCGGCGGAAGGCCCCAGGCGGCGCUCCCUGCAGCCCUCCGGCCUUCACUGAGUCCUCUAGAAGCCAAACAUCGUUGAUACUUAGAAGGCAGCUGAGUAUAUGGUAUUUGUGGGCCAUUGUGCUGUCCAUGCGAGCGGAGAGCAUGCGUGGCACCUGUGCUUCGGGUGAUGCCCCUGACCAGAGUAGCUGCCGAUGCAUUCGGUGUGCUGACAAUCGCACUGUUUGCUCUGUUUGCUGCUCUGGGCCUCUUCUGCAUCUUCCAGUCGGUCUACUUCAGGUGUCGGAUUCGGAGAGGACCCUCCUUCCUUCCGCUUGGUUAUUUUAACGGCCCAUGGGUGACUCGCAUUGCUCUGAUUCUGAUCACAAUUUGGUGGGGAGUAGGUGAGAUAGUGAGAUUGAGCUUCUUGAAGAAAAAGUUGUUCUCCAGCUUAACAUGGCAGAGGAACAUAUGUGAUGUGUACAUACUUUCCAACCUAGGGUUUGCAGAGCCAGGGAUCUUCUUUGCGUUUGCUUUUCUGCUCCAUGGCUCGUUACAAAAGAGGGAGCUGGGCACAUUAAACCAAAGAUGGAAUUGGAAGACCAUGGCCUACUUGUUGGUUUUCUGUAUUCCAGUGUUCUCGGUGCAGGCAAUCCUAGUGUUUGUUGGGCCCAGGUUUGUUAGAGAGGAGAACCAUGAUCUCGGGAGAAGAAAGAUUGCUAAAUACUUCAUACGGACCUACACGCCGGUUGGAGAUACCAGUGUUUGCACUUACCCAUUGUUUGGCACCCUUUUUCUUGGACUUGUAGAUGCUUUCCUGAUGAGCUAUGUAUCAUAUGUUGGAUUACGGGUGCUGUCCUUGGUUAUUAACAAGUCACUGCGAAGGAGAGUUUAUCUACUGAUGCUGUCUGUGCUGUGCUUCCUUCCUAUCAGGGUGCUUCUCCUCGGGUUUUCGGUGCUGCUCAAGCCAGGACAUGUUGCCUUUGAGGGUAUUAUCUUCCUGUCAUUCUUGAUGAUGCUGUCCUGCACGACUGUUGGGAUACUCUUGCUGGUUUACUACCCUGUAGCUGAUUCAUUGGCCCUCCGAGAUAUAGGCCAGAGGGACAUAGCAGAAAUGGUGCCUUAUGAUGAUUACUACUAUGAAGGCACAUCGCUUGUGGCCAACCAGAGUUUCCGAGAAAUCGAGCGGAAUUCUGACACUUCAACGAAGCCGGGAUCCAUAUCCUUCCGGACAAUGAUCAGGGAAGACCAACUCCAGCAGGACGGUACGGAUGAGAUCGGAUUCUCUUCGCGCAGUGGUGUCCAUAUUGGAUCGCCCUCAGGCUCUUCGCCAAGCGCAGCAGUGCCGAUGCUCCCUCUCAAGGAAAUCCCUAGAUACUAAGAAGUAUUCACCUGUGACUUUGCCCCUCUACUGUGUUCUCCUUCUCCCCCCCCCCCCCCCCCUUUUUCCCUUCUCUUUCCUCUUACUACCUUAAUGAUAACAGUUUUGUGGCAAUCAAAAAAGGUUUUUGUAAA
This is a messenger RNA of Zea mays, 1725 nucleotides long. RefSeq lists its product as uncharacterized. Lineage: Eukaryota; Viridiplantae; Streptophyta; Magnoliopsida; Poales; Poaceae. The record is from RefSeq and is marked validated.